Osmia bicornis bicornis is the source of this 1635-nucleotide messenger RNA. RefSeq names its product endoplasmic reticulum-Golgi intermediate compartment protein 3. The transcript has 8 exons. Gene Ontology annotation, cellular component: Golgi membrane; endoplasmic reticulum membrane; COPII-coated ER to Golgi transport vesicle. The record is from RefSeq and is a predicted model, not a curated record. NCBI's taxonomy places the organism in Eukaryota, Metazoa, Arthropoda, Insecta, Hymenoptera, Megachilidae. The coding region runs from base 91 to 1248 and encodes 385 amino acids. Gene Ontology annotation, biological process: endoplasmic reticulum to Golgi vesicle-mediated transport; retrograde vesicle-mediated transport, Golgi to endoplasmic reticulum.
UCACAUAUGAGUUGCGGGAAAAGUUAGCACGCCGUGCACAGUUCGGUCACGGUUCCAUCCGUGUUAGAAAGUUUAUUUCGUUGAUCAAGUAUGCAAAUAUUGCGGCAAUUAGAUGUGCACCCGAAGGUGCGCGAAGAAGCUGAUAUUCUCGUGCGAACUUUCAGUGGUGCCAUCGUGACGAUUAUUAGUACCAUUAUCAUGGCCAUUUUGUUUCUAACUGAACUGAAUUAUUAUCUUACACCAACCCUUAGUGAAGAACUGUUUGUAGACACGUCAAGGGGUUCUAAAUUGAGAAUUAACUUGGACAUAGUGGUUCCUACAAUAUCCUGUGAUCUUCUAUCAAUAGAUGCAAUGGACACAACAGGUGAACAACAUUUGCAAAUAGAACAUAAUAUAUUUAAAAGACGGUUAGACUUGCAUGGUAAACCUAUAGAAGAUCCACAAAGAACAGAUAUUACUGACACUAAAGCACUUAGCAAAACAACAACAAAGUCAGUGGAAAGUACUACUGUUGAAACAUGUGGGGAUUGCUAUGGAGCUGCUACUGAUAAACUCAAGUGUUGUAAUACUUGUGAUGAUGUAAGAGAAGCUUAUAGUCAUAAGAAUUGGGCUUUUCCUGAUCCAGCAACAAUUAAACAAUGUCAGAAUGAUAAAUCAGUAGAGAAAAUGAAAACUGCCUUUACUCAAGGGUGUCAGAUCUACGGUUAUAUGGAAGUAAAUAGAGUAGGAGGAAGCUUCCACAUUGCACCAGGCAGUAGUUUCUCUGUUAACCAUGUACAUGUCCAUGAUGUUCAGCCAUAUACAUCAACUCAAUUCAAUAUGACCCAUAAAAUUCGCCACUUAAGCUUUGGGCUAAACAUUCCAGGAAAAACAAAUCCCAUAGAUGAUACCACUGUAGUUGCAAUGGAAGGUGCGAUGAUGUUUUAUCAUUACAUCAAAAUUGUGCCUACAACUUAUGUGCGUGCCGAUGGUUCCACGUUAUUAACAAAUCAGUUCUCGGUAACUCGACACGCCAGACAAGUGCCCCUAUUCAGUGGUGAAUCUGGUAUGCCCGGAAUAUUCUUUAGCUAUGAACUAAGCCCGUUGAUGGUAAAAUAUACGGAAAAAGCAAAAUCAUUCGGUCAUUUCGCCACAAACUUGUGUGCGAUUAUUGGCGGUGUAUUCACUGUUGCUGGGUUGAUCGAUUCGUUGUUGUAUCACUCGGUUAGAGCGAUACAAAAGAAAAUAGAACUAGGAAAGUACAGUUAAAACUUAGAUCGAUUUGCUAAUAUGAAAAGUAUUGUAAAAUUUCUAAUGAUAUUUUUCAUAACGACGGAUAAUUUAAGCGAUGAAUACCUGCUGUAAAGUAGCAUGAUCUUUUUAUUCAGUAAUCGGGCGUAUUGACAAGAAAAAAAGACUAAUGUAAUAACAUAAGAUUUAUUGAUCUUUUGUAUUACCUCAAAUAAUACUGGCACAUUUCUGUGUAAAAUAUGUAAUGCUGUACAUAAAGAUUUAUAGAAGUAUUUAAGAGUCUUUAAUAUUUAAGUAAAAAUGACAAAUACAAUAAAGAUUAUGUUAUUACUUUAAAAGAAAACUAUAAUACAACUGUAUAUGCAUUACUAUUUCUUUAUAUAUUAAAAGCUUUUUAAGAACAAA